AUGGCUAAUCGAUCGUACCAUCGGCGCUCGGGGACGGACCUCCAUGGCAUGGAGGAUUUCCACCGCGCGGAACUCUCUUACCCGAGUCGUCGCGACGUCUCCCCUUCUCCCGCCUUCCCCCCGUACCACGACACUGGCCGUUCCCCGCGCAACUCCCCCCUUUCCCGCGGACACGCGGAGCAGGCCCCUCCGCCAUCGCAGAGGAAACAUCACCGGUCUCUAUCGCAACCUUUUUUUGACCCGCUGCCCGUAGAAAACAUUGCGGAGCGAAUCAACGCUCUUGGCAUUCCGAAUCUUCAGAGCAGCCCGUUGCGCGCCACCGAGAAUGAUUAUCGAGGGAAAAGCGGAGGGAGAAAGGGGUCGACUCGGGCUAGCAGCAAAGGCUCGCAUGUAGACGAAUGUGACAAUGUAGGGUUCGACGAUGACGAUUCGUCGGACGAUGAGGACGAGGACGGGAUCGAAGACCCGGAGGACGCGGAGCAGCCUCCCCCCGCCCGGCGCGCGCACACUGCGUCGGACGCCAUGCGCGGAAAGAAGGGCGCGCGCGCCAUCAGCGGGGCCAGCGGAAGCGGGAAGGACGCUGGGUUGUCGCUCAAGGGGAACGGCCCGCUGAGCCCCAGUGGCGGCUUGGGGGCGGUGUCGCGUUUCCACACCACCAGCAACGCGGAGAGACGGCACAGGGCGGAAGGCGGGAGGAGAACGUCGCUGGAGGGUGGAAACAUGAGUAAUCUAAGCAGCAGCAGUGGGUUUAGCAGCAGCACGGGGUCGUUAAGAGCGUCGGUCGACGCGCCGCAGAAAUCGUCCUCGAGGCGCCUGUCCGCGUCGGCGUCUUUUAAUCCGCGCUCCUCGCACGCUGCGACCACGUUCAACCACUCCGGACCGCACGCCGCCGCGCAUUCAGGGCCGCAGGCCGCGCUCUCCCCGCGCGCGGGCGGCCCAUCCGGCGGUGGAGGAUCGAAUCUCGGUUCCGGACCUCAGUCCAGGUCCGGUAAAUCCCGAACCACGGCAAGCAUGGCCGAGGCUGACGGUUUGGGGCUAGGUUUGGACAAGCUGGACGCUCUGCGGAGGGAACAGCAGCAGCAGCUUCAGCUGGCCGCUGCGGCUGCGGCAGGCCACGGGGGAACAGCGGCAGCGCGGCAGAUUCUAGGGUUGAAAGAGAGUGAGAGGCGGAGAGGACCAGGCUCGGGAUCGCUCGUGGCUCGGGAUGAUGUGGGUGGGAACCAUCACCAUUACCACCACGCGCAGCAGCCGCAGCAGCAGGUUCACCACCGUCAUCAGCAGUUACACGCAAGCAGCAGUGGCGGUAGCGGCAGCGGCGGGGGAGGGGGCGCAGGGAGCGCAGGCGGGGGAAGCGGGCAGUUCCGGCGGGGGACGUCCGCGGAUAACCGCUCCCCGCGCCACGCGCGAUUCGCGUCGGAGGUCCCGCAAGGUGGGAUGCACGGAAGCGGAGUGCACAGUAGCGAGGAUGCGGACGACGCGGCGGCGGCGGCGGCGGCAGGCGGAGGGACGGCCGGGCGCGCGGCGAACCGAGCUAAGCUGCGGUUCUCCAAGUCGCUUAAGAAGGUCGCGGGGGAGGCGGCGGGGGACGCGGAAGACACUCCGGCGGCGGACUCCUUCCUCCGCCGCCCGCCUGCUCUCGAACUCGGGAAAGUCUCCGCGGGGGCGGCAGGAAACGCGUCGUUUUCCGGGCCAGUGGUGCUGGGAUCCGGGGACGCGGGGCGGGAGGGGGCGCAAGCAGCGGGGGAAGCAGCGGGGGGCGCGGAGAGGGGCAGGGCAGCGGGCGGAGGACCAGUUUUGGAUCAGAGCAAGUCGGGGCGGAGGGCGUUCCUGGGUUUGCUCAAGGGGCUGCGCUCGCCGCGGCUGUCAGGCACGUUCGACCUCGCCACUGGCGCGGGGCUUAAGAGCCCUACAGGCGGAGACGACUGGGCCGCGGGCGCGGGUGCUGGCGCGGGCGCGGCAGCAGUAGGGGUUUCGCCGCGAGGAGCGGGGGGAGGGGGAGGCGGGGUUGCGGGGGGCAGGAGCGGGAGCCCCGCGGAGGCAGCAGCAGGCGAGCGGAAGAGCGCGUCCCGCCCGUCCCUCUCUCCCCUGCGCAGCCCGCGGCUCUUCUCCUUCAGCGGAUCCAAACGCUUCGAUAAGAGCCCACGCGGUAUAGCACACAGCCUCACAGGCACAGGCUCAAUGCGCAGCCCCCGGGGGGGAGGGGAUGGCGGGGGCAGCCCGGAGGAAUGGACAGUGGGCACUGGCGGGAAAGAGGGCAUCUUAAAACGGGGAUACGCGGACGUGCGGAAGGUGUACGAGGUGGGGGAUAAGAUAGGCGAGGGGCGGCCGGGCGUGGUGGUGUAUGCAUGCACGGCGCGGAGGAGCGGGCGGGCGCUGGCAUGCAAGUCGAUAGACAAGAAGACGCUGGAUGAUGAUAAGAAGGCGGAGGCGCUGCGGCUGGAGGUGGAGCUCAUGAAGCAGCUGGGCGUGCACGGGGGGAUCGUGUCGGUUCGAGACGCUAUUGAGGAUGAUACGCACGUGCACCUGUUGAUGGAGCUGUGCAGCGGGGGAGACCUGCUCAACUUCGUGAACACGGCGCCAGCCAUCUCGGAGCAGCAGGCGGCCACCAUAGUGAGGCGCCUGGCGGACGCCGUGCGCUACUGCCACCGCCAGGGAGUGGUCCAUCGGGACCUCAAGCCCGAGAACAUCCUCAUGGCCGCUAAGGGCGCCUGGUGGGACCUCAGAGUCGCUGAUUUCGGCAUCUCCGCCAUGCUUAAGCCAGGCGAGCGCAUUCGCGGGUACGCAGGCAGCCCGUUCUACAUCGCUCCAGAGGUGCUGGGUGGCGCAUACGCCUUCGAGUGCGACGUGUGGUCGCUGGGGGUCGUGCUGUACGUGCUGCUGGCACAGAAGCUGCCGUUCUGGCACGACUCGGAUGCGGGCGUGUACAAGCUGAUCCUCAAGGGCCACGUGGACACGCGCACCGGGCCGUGGACCAGCAUCUCGAGAGAUGCUAAAGGGCUCGUGCACCGCAUGCUCACGAGUGAUGCCAGCCAGCGCAUUACCUUGGAUGAAGUCAUUGAGCACCCAUGGGUGGUGGCGAAUCAGUGUGAGGUGCCAGAAGCACCGCCGCCCCCAUCAGAAGCAGAAACGAAGCAGGCCAAGAGGCGAAGAGCCAUCGCCCGGUCACGGGCCAACAUCAUUGCCUCCUUCCGCCUGCCCUUCUGCCUCACCCCUCUCACCAAUGAUUCCGUCUACAGUGACAGCGAGGGUGUAGUGUAG
Molecule: messenger RNA, 3258 nt
Organism: Closterium sp. Naga37s-1
Lineage: Eukaryota; Viridiplantae; Streptophyta; Zygnematophyceae; Desmidiales; Closteriaceae
Source: the annotation of a GenBank genome assembly